UUGAAGUUGAAGAAUAAUAAUUACUACAUAAUUACAUUUUGGUUUUGUUUUUUUUUUGUAAUUUGUAAUUUAUUUAUUGUCAUAACGGAAAUCUAUAGGUUACCCCAUAUUUUAGGUCAAGGAAGAUACAUUAGUAUUGAAAGAAACGGUCGGAAUAUAAGACAGAGUAGGAGUGCUAAUACAUUAGUUUAACUAAAUCUAGGUUCUGGUAUAGGGCAGCUGGUUCCAGUGGAUUGCCCCUGCGAUCAAAACACUUUUCCUCUUCGCCGUCGUGUGGUGGGGGAUCACGAAAGAACGGGCACGCUCCAGUUGGCCUUUCGUUAAAUGUUGUUGGAGAUAGACUGAAAGAGUUUCGACAUAACCCCGGCGUAUGAAACAACUUAUACGGUUCUACAAACAUAACAUCCUAAUAUAAUAUAUUGUAAUAAGGCAACACCGUACUUGUUACCUUAUUUUUGCAAGAGCUUAGUCUGCGAGGUACCGACAGACUGCAUUUUAACCAGUACCUAUUUAGUUUGUGUAUUUAGUUUUUAUCAUGGAUUGGAAAAAUCAUGCAAUAAGACAAUGCCCCGCCAGUGUUUUCUACAUACCAAAUUUUAUCACUCCACAAGAGGAAUCCUACCUCCUGGCUCAGGUGGAUAAGACUCCCAAACCACGAUGGACUCAGCUAUCGCACAGACGCCUUAUAAACUACGGAGGAGUUCCCCACCCAAAAGGAAUGAUAGCAGAAGCAAUGCCAGCGUGGUUGCAAGUCUACGUGGACCAGAUAAAUCAAUUGGUCGGAGUGUUCGAGGACGGGAGAAAAGCUAAUCACGUGCUAGUCAACGAAUACCUUGCUGGUCAAGGCAUUAUGCCUCAUUCUGAUGGGCCCAUGUUUCAUCCGACGAUCACGACUAUUUCCUGUGGGUCACACGCAGUUUUGGAAUUCCAUGAGCCGCAGGAAAAUGAGACUGGACCGAUGCCCACAAUACAACGGAUUCCCGUGACAAAAUUGCUGAUAGAGCCUAGAAGUUUACUGAUUCUCAAGGAUGAUAUGUAUCGCAAAUACUUGCAUUCUAUUGCCGAAAUUGAUCGCGAUGUAAUAGAUGGCAGUAUUGCGAACCUUGAAGAAAUCAAGAAGGGUCGACCCGGUAUCGAACUUAAUGAUGUUCUUGAAAGAAACACCCGCAUUUCGUUCACUAUUCGCCAUGUGCCAAAGACAUCGAAGAUGAAAAUAAAAUUGUUUUGAAAAAUGUAAAAGUAUUUUAUAUUAUAUUUUAUUCAGGAUCGAUUGAG
Messenger RNA from Armigeres subalbatus, 1275 nucleotides. RefSeq names its product alpha-ketoglutarate-dependent dioxygenase alkB homolog 6. The transcript has 3 exons. The record is from RefSeq and is a predicted model, not a curated record. Lineage: Eukaryota; Metazoa; Arthropoda; Insecta; Diptera; Culicidae. Gene Ontology annotation, cellular component: nucleus. Bases 536 to 1228 code for a protein of 230 amino acids.